GAGACAGCUGGUCAGCGACAGGAUUACUGCGCACGCAUUGUUGUGGUUGAGUCUCUCCACCCAGUCCGACCCCCCACACGGCGUAGGGGUCUGAAGUCCACCAACUCCAUGCACACCCCAGCUGCGCCAGCGUAGGGAUGGGCGCGUGAGUGAGACUGCCGAGCCAAGCAAACAUGACCUCGGCGAGUACGAUUUCGGCAAAGGGAAGGAAGGUGGGGGCCCAGACCGGGGUGGGUGACCCGCGGGUUCCCGAAGGGCGAAGAUAAGCCCAAUUGCAAUCGCACGCUUUCAAUGCCGCGACGUGGGCUCGUAUCUUCCUUUCUCGGCGCCUUCCCACAAUUCCUUUACAGUGCUGCAGUGGCAGGUACCUCACCCGCCAGUAGGAAGCUGGUGGUCAUCGACGUCACUUCGCGGCCAGUCCUCAGCCUCGUUUCCUCGUUUUCGGGGGGCCGUUUUCGGGGACCUAAACUGUAGGCAAUAGGCACCUACCCAAGCGCCGCUCUCAUUGUCUUACAGGGGCUCCAACCUGAGCUUUCAUGCUCGCAGCGACGCGGCACGCUGCCGUGCUGCCCCGCUCGCGCACCGGCAGCAGUCCACCUCAUGGCGGUGGUGGAGCUGGCGGCCGCCCUGCCGAAGUGCGGCCCUCUGGGGCGACGUGCGUACGAGGUCGCCAAAGCACCUGCUACCAGGCUGCGGCAUUUCGGCCUCGUGAUGGCGACGCUGCUGAUGACCCCAGUUCCUACCGUGACGGCGGGGGCGGCGGCAAGCGCUUCAACGGCCACCGCGAGCGCUCACGUGACCAUGGCGGCAGCCCCCCGGUGGAGUAGUGAAGGUGGAGGUGGAGAAGGCCGCCGCCGGCGGUACAGGUGCCACCGCCAACGCCGCCGCCGCCAGUGAAGGCGCACCGCCGGAGCUACAAGACCUCCGGGGCCAGGUGUGUGGGUGCGCGAUAGAUGUGCAGCCCCCACAACUGGUUUGUGUUACUUCAGGGCACGUAGUCCCCGAGAGUGUGCUGAGGGGAUAGGGGUGUGCGGGGCAGCAGUUGCAGGGGCCCCUACCUAUGCUUGCUGCUGAUCGAUUCAGUCGUCAAUGUCGCUGAUGACCAGUCUGUCUGUGCACAUUCUGCAUCAGGGGGAAUCCAAUCAGUCGCUCUUGGCGGGCUUCGCCGCACUGCUGGACCAGAGGCUCGCUUUACGAGACCAGGAACAGGCGCAGCGGCAGGCGCAGCGGCAGGCGCAGCGGCUUGCGCAGCAACAGGCGCAGCGGCAGGCGCAGCGGCAGGCGCAGCGGGACCAGGCGCGUCAGGGGGCAAUGCUGGAGACCGUGUGCAAGUCCGUGGUGGAGAGCGUCGCUGUCAUGCACUUACGGAAUGAG
Molecule: messenger RNA, 1374 nt
Organism: Chlamydomonas reinhardtii
Lineage: Eukaryota; Viridiplantae; Chlorophyta; Chlorophyceae; Chlamydomonadales; Chlamydomonadaceae
Exons: 3
Coding region: 537-827 (96 amino acids)
Source: RefSeq, a predicted model, not a curated record